Messenger RNA from Salmo salar (Atlantic salmon), 1037 nucleotides. Its product is annotated as transmembrane emp24 domain-containing protein 10. Lineage: Eukaryota; Metazoa; Chordata; Actinopteri; Salmoniformes; Salmonidae. The record is from RefSeq and is a predicted model, not a curated record.
AGCGAAGCGAAGCGAUCACGUGACUUAACCCGGAACUGAGCAGCGUCUAUAUUUUUAUCAUCGAGAUAGCUUGGUGGCGACUGACUGUAGCGCACAGCCAGCAACAGUAUGUCUAGAUUUUUUCUAUUACUUACUUUUCCUGUUCUUUUUGAUUUUACCUUUUCUAUUACGUUCUAUCUACCGGUAAAUCUUAGAAAAUGUUUGCGGGAAGAGAUCCACAAAGACGUGCUGGUCACAGGCGAAUACGAAGUUAGCGAACAACCAAAUGCGAAAACCAAUCUCAAGAUUACAGAUUCAUCAGGUCACAUCUUGUACUCCAAGGAGGAUGCUUCAAAGGGGAAGUUUGCCUUUACAACAGAGGAUUAUGAUAUGUUUGAGGUUUGCUUCGAAAGCAAAUCCCCCCUAGGUACUGGGGGGGUCACAGACCAGCUGGUCAAUUUAGACAUGAGGCAUGGUGUGGAGGCAAAGAAUUACGAAGAGAUUGCAAAAGUUGAGAAGCUGAAGCCCCUAGAAGUUGAACUAAGACGUCUCGAAGACUUGUCGGAGUCCAUUGUGAAUGACUUUGCCUACAUGAAGAAGCGUGAAGAGGAAAUGAGGGACACAAAUGAAUCCACCAACAUGCGUGUCUUGUACUUCAGUAUCUUCUCCAUGUGCUGUCUAAUUGGGCUGGCAACGUGGCAGGUCUUCUACCUACGGCGUUUCUUCAAGGCGAAGAAACUGAUUGAGUAAAGCCAUCUACGAAGCGGGGACCAUGUUGAGGACGUUUGGUGAAAUGGUGUGCAAUUUGUGAGAGAAAAUAAGUUGGGUAGUAGACCCCCUAUACAAUUUUAAUUUAUUUCAGUCAACUUCAGUUUUUUACUAGCCUCAUCUCAGGCACUAUGUUUUGAUUAGAAAUACAUUGGUUUGAGAUUUACUCAUGCAAUAUUGCUACCAAUACUGUAUGAAAAUAAACACAAUUUUUAGUGAGUGCACAAAGCCUCCCAUCACACAUUCAGCUAUUGUUAUGCAAAAAUAAAGUGUCCCCAGUAUGUCAGGUA